Molecule: messenger RNA, 4119 nt
Organism: Heterocephalus glaber (naked mole-rat)
Lineage: Eukaryota; Metazoa; Chordata; Mammalia; Rodentia; Bathyergidae
Gene: Flvcr1
Product: FLVCR choline and heme transporter 1
Biological process (GO): erythrocyte differentiation; mitochondrial transport; transmembrane transport
Cellular component (GO): membrane; mitochondrion
Molecular function (GO): heme binding; heme transmembrane transporter activity
Source: RefSeq, a predicted model, not a curated record
CUGUCGGCGCGGCGCUUCGUGGUGCUGCUCCUCUUCAGCCUCUACUCGCUGGUGAACGCCUUCCAGUGGAUCCAGUACAGCAUCAUCAGCAAUGUGUUCGAGGGCUUCUACGGCGUGUCGCUGCUGCACAUCGACUGGCUGUCCAUGGUGUACAUGCUGGCCUACGUGCCGCUCAUCUUCCCGGCCACCUGGCUGCUGGACACCCGAGGCCUGCGCCUCACCGCCCUGCUGGGCUCCGGCCUCAACUGCCUGGGCGCCUGGGUCAAGUGCGGCAGCGUGCGGCAGCACCUCUUCUGGGUCACCAUGCUCGGCCAGUGCCUGUGCUCCGUGGCCCAGGUCUUUAUCCUUGGCCUUCCCUCCCGCAUCGCCUCGGUGUGGUUUGGGCCCAGGGAGGUGUCCACAGCCUGUGCCACCGCCGUGCUGGGCAAUCAGCUUGGAACUGCAGUUGGCUUUUUGCUACCACCUGUUUUAGUUCCCAACACACAGAAUAAUACAGAUCUCCUGGCUUAUAAUAUCAGCACCAUGUUUUACGGGACAUCGGGUGUCUCCACACUUUUAUUUAUUUUAACAGCAAUUGGCCACUCCAGCAAGGCUCGGCUGCUGCCACCCGUCCCUGAGUCCUCUCGCCUGGGCCUGUCUCUUGAAGCAGUCAGUCAGAAUCAGCUGCAAGCAGCCAUCACCAGUUUGGAAGAAGCUUGGGAAGCAUUCAAGGAAAAACCCCCAUACCCACCGAGUCAGGCUCAAGCAGCUCUUCAGGACAGUCCCCCAGAGGAGUACUCCUAUAAGAAAUCGAUAAGAAACCUGUUUAAAAACAUUCCUUUCGUCCUUCUGCUGAUCUCUUACGGUAUCAUGACUGGAGCAUUUUAUUCAGUCUCAACAUUAUUAAACCAAAUGAUACUGACAUAUUAUAAGGAUCAGGAGGUGAAUGCAGGAAGGAUUGGGCUCACUCUGGUGGUGGCCGGAAUGCUGGGCUCCAUUCUGUGUGGCUUAUGGCUGGACUACACCAAAACAUAUAAACAGACUACUCUGAUAGUUUACAUUCUGUCUUUUAUUGGAAUGAUUAUAUUUACUUUCACAUUGGACCUGGACUACAUUAUCAUCGUGUUUGUUACUGGAGGGAUACUUGGUUUCUUCAUGACCGGUUACCUCCCGCUGGGGUUUGAAUUCGCCGUGGAAAUCACUUACCCUGAGUCCGAGGGCACUUCGUCUGGUCUUCUUAAUGCUGCUGCCCAGGUUUUUGGAAUUUUGUUCACAUUAGCUCAAGGAAAGCUCAUAACAGAUUAUGGCCCCAGGGCAGGGAACAUUUUCCUCUGCUUGUGGAUGUUUGUGGGCAUCAUUUUAACAGCGUUAAUCAAGUCUGACCUAAGAAGACACAACAUAAAUCUAGGCAUCACAAAUGCUGAAAUUAAAGCUGUGCCCGUUGAAAGCCCCACAGAUCAGAAGCCAAAAGUUGCCACAUUAUCCAUCCAGUCAGAGGCAUCAAUCUGAAGUGGAAGGGAAAGUUACUGUCCCUCGGUCAGUGGAAUGCAGCGUGCUGACUUGUGGGGAGGUGUGAACAGUGAAGCUCACAGUAGAAGUGACAGGGACAGGCGUUUAUUUGAAAAUUACUUAUAAGCUCUAAAUGAACAAUUAUUUUGCUUAAUUAUUUAAGCAGUAUUUUGCUUACAUCAUGUUAACACUCCCACUCAUCUCAUUAGUGUCCCAUUUUCAGUCGUGUAUCGUGCGUGAAAGUAAUCCGCUGACAUUUAUUGUUCAAAGGUAUUUUCUUACUGGAUGUGGUGGUGCACACCUGUAACCCCAGCUGCUUAGGAAACUCUGAGACAAGAGGAUUUAUAAGUUUGAGGCCAGUCUGGGCAACUUAGUGCGGCCCUGUCUCAGAAGAAAGGGGCUAGAGAUGCAGCUUGGCCCUAGGGUCCUCACCUGGUGGGCACGAGGCCCAGGGUUCAAUCCCCCGUGUUCUGGUGUUUUGUUUUGUCUUGCUUUUUUGGUAUGUGCUAUCGAACUCAGGACCUUGAGCCUGCAAGGCAGGUGCAGUGCCACUGAGCUAAACCCCCGGCCCUUUUCUUUUGUUUUUUAGCUGGAUUUUUUUUUUUUUGGGUGCUCGGGCUCGAACUCGGAUCCUUCUGCUUGCACAGCAGGUGGCGGAACCACUGAGCCAAAUCCCCAGCCCACUUUUGUUUUGUUUUUUGAAGAAAGUGGAAGCUUAGACUUUCUACAGUGAUUCUGAGGGGUGUGGUUCUCGUAAGAGUCUGUGCAACUUACAUAGGAAAUAUUCAGUGGGGCCAAGGCGCUCUGCUGUGCUGCCCUCCAGAGUAUGCAGUGUGCACACUCAACAAGCGUGGGCUUCGAGGGCAGCCCUGUUCCUGUACUUCUUGCAUAGUGCUUUGUAGCAGGUCCUGUCGAAGACCACAGAAGCUGUCUGUGUUCAGAGACUACACGCGGCUGGUCAUAGGAUUGUGUCCUAGGUAAGCAAGCAUGCCAGACGCAGGGCACAUUGUCUGGAGUUCUUUUCUGGGACGCCUUCGUAUCGUGGAUAAAUGCUAACACUAUAGUUUUCAGUCCAGCUUGAAACAGAGAAGUUUUAUACCCAGUGGCCUUUUUUACUGCCUUUUAUUCAGUAUGUAACUUUCUAGCAAGAAAAUUCAUGAUAGGUUUUUUAUGGCCAUUUCAUGAUUUCUUACAUCACGCCCUACAGUGUUGCCUCAAAGAUCUGUAACCUCAGAUGGCCUGGGUGUCCCCAUUUAGUGGAGACCUUGAAAUGCUGACUGUCCUGAUUGUGCAGUGUCGUUUGCCUGCCCAUUCUCCUCAGUCUGUCCUUCGGCACUGGCUGGCUGCUCCUCUACCCGCCCCAGAUGCUCCCUGCAUGCUCCGGUUGGGAGAAACAGGGCCAAAUGCCCCUCCACAGUGCCUAGCAUUGCGUUCUGUUUACAGUGAGAAUCUAAAUCUUGUCGAUGUCCUGACUCUAAGCUUAGGUGAAAUAUCUUUACAGUAGUGAUGUUUGCUCCACCAUAAUAUUUACAUUAUGUCCAUGCAACAAACCCAAUCAGGUAAUGAACAUGUUUAUGUGAAUAACAGUUUUGAUUAAAGCAGAGUAUGUAUGCUGAUUUAAAUUGAGACUAUGUUAUCUGUAAUCAAAUGACUAUAAAUUAUAUAGAAUCUGACCCUAGAGAAUGUAUUCUGUUACCAGAAGAACAUAGCUAAGAAUCAAGAACCCUGGUUCCAUGCCCUGGCCGUGUUCCUGUCUCACUGUAACUCUGGACAAGUCAUUUACCCUGUCCAGGCAGGAUUUUCCUAGUCCGUGAAAUGUGUUCACUUUGAUCUCAAAGAUCUUUUUAAAAUGUUAAAUACCAUUCGUUAUAGAGUAGACUAAAUCAGUGUACCACAAGAACUCAAACAGAAAAAAAUUCCCUGGACAGUUGAAUAAACAAUUGUGAUUUUUACUCUUAGAUAGAAGGGAUUUCAGCUCUUUUUAGUUGGUAGCAGAAGCCCAGGCAGAAUAUGCCCAUUCGCCAGCUUCUUUUGAUAUUUACAUCAUGGAUUAAAUUGGCCAGAAAUAUAUUUUAAAGUUCCUCCCAAAUAAUUAUUUUUAUUGUUUAAAAUAAUCACAUGCUUACUGAGUUUCUGAGAUUUUGAACAAAUAAAAAGUUGGAAUAAUUUAUUUCUGAAACAUAUACAUACAUGUUUUGUUUGUCCUUGUUCAAAAGAGAGUAUGAGUGACAAAAAUAUAAAAUGAAUUGGUAAUUGUCUGGUUUUUGUGAAAGUUAUUUAUAAUGUGUCGGACAAGAAUGUCAUGAUUGUAUGUUUAACUUUCAAAAAUAACAUAGGUAAUCAUCACUUGUGUGUAUUUUAAUCAAAGGGUUUUAGGAAAGAAACACUGGAUAUGUUCAGAAGCUAUUACAUUUAUAAAUGUUGCAAAUGUAGCUUUUGUUUUUAUGACAGUGUUAGAAAUAUGUUUUCACAAUGUCUAUAUGUAAAAAUAUGUUUGUGUGUAUUAGCUGGAAGAACGCUUGGGUCUUCUGUCAUUAUUCAUGUGCUAAUUUUUGCUCUUUUUACAGUUUGUCCGUAUGCUUGUUCUUCAUUAUUUCAGACUCAAAAAUAAAUUUAUUUUUUUAAUGUUCA